AUGCAAAAUCGCGGCCUGGUGUUUAACAAAAAGUUGGAAGAAACUCUAGAAAGUGCUAGAUCAGUGGCACAUACAUCUCCUAAAAUAUAUAACCCAUCUAUUGUGAAAACGAAAGGUCGUGUAUCAAAACGUGCUGCAACACGAAGGCAGGCAGACAUCGGUGGCUCACAAAAAUGUACGAUUGUGUGCGGCUCAUGUAGACAAACUGGUCACACUAGACGUAGCAAGAAUUGUCCUAAAAAUACACAAAAAAGAAAACAUAGUGAGUUGCACUCAGACAAUAUGACAGAUCAUACUGAUGAUGAAGAAAGUGAAGAUAACUAUGUGGAAGAGCUACAAGAAGAUGAGAGCGAAAGUGAAAUUGAAAGUGAUAACAAUGAUGUUCAAGCCUACGAGCCUUGUCCGUACUGUGAAGAACCAUUGCCCAGCCCUCUUCCACCAAAGCUUGAACAAUAUUUAAGCAGACUACGAAAAAGAAAAUCAUAUGCAUUUUGUAUGUUUCAUGAAGCUGAAUUAAUAGUUGGGCCAGAAGGUGUUAAGAAAGGGUACCCAACUGUAAUAGACUUUGAUAGAUUGCCUGAAAGAAUUAAGGAAUUGGAACCCAAAUUGCUUGCUAUUAUCGAAGGCGAAGUAAGAAGUCAAUAUAGAGAAUUGAGCAUGGAUGCAUAUAGCAAGUCUGGUCAGAAGGCAAGAACGCCGAUGGUUUUAAUGGGAAGAUUUGAAGAGUUGCAAACAGGCUAUUAUGGACCGAAAGGGGCACAUGUAAUGCUUAAUACAUUAAUCAAAAUGUUUAUGCAGACUAACAAGAUAACAGCAAAAUUAACAAGUCCGCAAAAGCCCAUCGAAUACAUUCAUGAAGUUCUUGUCCCUGAAACUUGUAUAAUGCUUAUUCAGGAAGAUAGAGAAGGAAUUUCAUAUGAAGCAGCGCAAAUUAUUAUGAAUGAGAGUAAUGCUUUUGGUCUACAUAUGUUUCCUGAUAAUGACGAAUAA
This is a messenger RNA of Paraglomus occultum, 990 nucleotides long. Lineage: Eukaryota; Fungi; Glomeromycota; Glomeromycetes; Paraglomerales; Paraglomeraceae. The record is from the annotation of a GenBank genome assembly.